Messenger RNA from Seminavis robusta, 639 nucleotides. NCBI's taxonomy places the organism in Eukaryota, Bacillariophyta, Bacillariophyceae, Naviculales, Naviculaceae. The record is from the annotation of a GenBank genome assembly.
AUGAAUAAAGUCACAACCAUGGAGGGAAUGAUUGAGUCUUCUCUGAAGCUCCUAGAAGAUGCAGAAUCCAAUGCACGGGAUACACCACCAGAGGCCUUCCAGGAAGCCUUUGGAAUUGUCAUUCUUGAAUCCAUGCAAGCAGGGUUUUUCUUCUCAGCCGAAGUUGGCACAGGAAUCCUGCUCCGACACGACAAGACUAAUAGUGCUUGGAGUCCUCCUUUGGCGAUUGGUUUGACGGGUGUUGGAGCUGGAUUAUCUUUUGGUGCAGAGAAGAAACACAUGAUUAUUUUCUUGAAAGAAGACCAAUUUGAUCAGACAGCCAUGACCAACGACUUCACCAUCUCGUUGGGCCUCGAACAAUCUUUUGCAAUAGGACCGAUUGGAGAAUCAAACGAGAUUGCUUCCAACAUUGGGAACAAGGGAAGUGGUAUCGCUACUGGCUAUUCCACAGCUGUGGGUCUUUACACUGGACUUCAGGCUGGAGGUAGCACCAUCGCUCCGCGAACUGCAAUCAACAAGAAAUUUUAUGGAGAAAAGCUGACUCCGAAGGAGAUUUUAUUUGGGAGUAUUGAGGUUCCCCAAUCUGAGGCCUUGGCGAAGCUGCAUGCCCAGCUUUCUAAGUUGGCAAUCAGCAAAUAG